CGGCCGCCAACAUGGCCGAGACGAACGAGGAGGUGGCGGUGCUGGUGCAGAGGGUGGUGAAGGACAUCACCAACGCCUUCCGAAGGAACCCGCACAUAGAUGAAAUUGGCCUGAUCCCAUGCCCUGAAGCAAGAUAUAACCGGAGUCCCAUUGUCCUGGUUGAGAACAAACUUGGUGUGGAGAGCUGGUGUGUCAAGUUCUUAUUACCGUAUGUCCACAACAAGCUCCUUUUGUACAGAACGAGAAAGCAAUGGCUGAACAAAGAUGAACUGAUAGAUGUCACUUGCACUCUGCUGCUUCUCAACCCAGACUUCACCACUGCAUGGAAUGUGAGGAAAGAGCUCAUCCUCUCUGGCACUUUAAGUCCAAUUAAGGAUCUACAUCUGGGAAAAUUGGCCUUAACUAAGUUUCCUAAGAGUCCAGAGACAUGGAUUCACAGGCGCUGGGUGCUGCAACAGCUAAGUCAGGAAACAUCCCUGCCUUCCUCUGUGGCCAAAGGAAGUUUAGGUGCAGUUCCUGAAGAGAGGACACAGCGGAUAAUACAGGAAGAGAUGGAAGUCUGCAGUGAAGCAGCAGGAAGAUACCCCAGCAACUAUAAUGCCUGGUCCCAUCGCAUCUGGGUUUUACAGAACGUGGCCAAGCUGGAUCUGAAGAUCCUUCUUGAUGAACUAUCUUCUACUAAACACUGGGCGUCCAUGCAUGUCUCAGACCACAGUGGAUUUCACUAUCGCCAGUUCUUGUUGAAGUCAUUGAUUAGCCAGACUACGAUAGACAGUGCUGUACCGCAGCACAACUCUUUGAAAAGUGAGCCAAAAGAUGAGGCGGCGGCUUCAACAGAGGAGCCAAGCGUGAAUCUUCCCCAGCUCCUAGAAGAAGAAGUGGAAUUCUGCACAGAUCUUAUUGAUUCCUACCCAGGCCAUGAAACCCUUUGGUGUCACAGGCGGCACAUCUUCUACCUUCAGCAUCACUUAAAUGGCAGGUCUCCUGUCAGCCUGACUCACCCGUCACCGCCUGCAGACUGCUCUGGGGGGGCUUUGAAUGACUUGCACCAGAUUCCAACAAGCCCUCAGCUAUCUCAGGCAAUGGACGUGGACGGACUGAGUGACUCUAGCAAGCAAGGCUAUUCCCAAGAAACCAAGCGCCUGAAGCGGACCCCAGCUCCAGACUCCCUAGGCCUAGAGAUGGAGCACAGGUUUAUUGAUCAAGUAUUGUCCACUUGCCGGAAUGUAGAGCAAGCCAGGUAUGCCAAUGCAUACAGGAAAUGGCUGGUGACUUUGAGUCAGUGAAAGGGGUGGAUUCAUCCUAAGAAAUUCCCUGUAGUGCAAUAUUGCUUUUCUUUCUCAACGCCAUAGUUGCAUGAACUGACUGGCUAACUAUAAACUGUAUUCUUCAUCGAUAGCUUAAAAGUCUAUAAGAACCUUUUGUUUUAUUUAUUUUGUUAAGAGCCGGCAUUCCUUUGGGCAUAAGAUAAUUGUAUAGUUCCUUCCUGCUAAACAGUGUCUUAAUUCUUUUUUUUCCUCUUUGAUCCAUGGCUCUCGACAUCCAUCCUUGGGCUUCUCGUUUGUCUCUUGAGAUUGGCUCACAUGUUUUACUCAGCUCAGUUCAGUUGCUACAUAGACAGUUUCUUUAAAAAUUGAAAAUUUAUGUUGCAGUUCAGCUUAAGAAUAUUAAUACAUAUGCAGAAGAACUUGCUCUAAUUGCAAUUUUGAGAAUAAAAUGGCUAGAUGGGUGGAUGUGAGAAUGUCAGCCACUUCUUUCUCAAGCAUGCUCUCCAGUUAUCCACUCAGAACCAAAGCCAGGAGUGUUGGAAUUUAUAUAGAAAAAAAAAAUGCUUCCAAUGUAAUCUAUUUUUUAAAUGAUUAUUUAAAAGAAACUAAACUAAUUUAAGAGUUUAUGUAAUUGUAGUACUGAAAAAUUAUUUUUAUUACUAGUUUUGAUAGAUUGUUUUUACCUCAUAUUUGGUAUAUGCCAAAACAGCAAGUCAGCCCUUAUAAAAUAAAUUCUUUUUUAAAAAUUCCACAAAUGCCAUUUUUAGUUAUUACUAUUUUGUCCUUCUAAAGUCACUCAUGUAAGUGGGACAUAGAAAUGUAGUCCUGUAAAGCUUUUUUUUAAAAAAAUAAAUAAAUAAGUAAGUUACUGAGGUUAUACUGGAUAAACUGCAAAGUUUUUUGUCAAGUGGCUAGUCAGAGUUUACUGGCAAAACCUAGGGAGGAAGACUAGUUUUGAGCAUUUAGUUCAAUUUUUACUUUUAAAAUGAAACAACGCUCUUUGAUACAAAAUUCAUCAGGGAUAAGUACCAAAGUCCACACUUAGCUAUAUCUCAAUAACAAGGGCUGUGUUGUUCAGGUUGGAGAAGAAGGGUGGGAAUAGAUCCAGUCCCCUUUCUUACCACAUCCACCCCUUCGGGUGAGCUGUGAUUCCUCUGUGUGUACACCUUCUCUUUAUCUUGCCAGUCCAUUCCGUACUUUACAUCACUCACUGGGCUGUAGUUUUUUCUCAUGUUCUUUUUUCAGGGAUGCCCACAGAAGCUAUUAUCACUGUUACAAUAGCUUAAUGCCUAUCUAUAAACACAGAAAGUAUGAAUAAGAGGUGCCCCUCUCAAAUUCCCUUUUAAUGGUUGUCUUGGUUAGAGUUUCUAUUGCUGUAGUGAAAUGCCAUGAUCAAAAGCAACUUGAAAAGAGUUGAUUUUGCUUACACUUGCAGGUAACAAAUAGUCCAUCACUGAGGGAAUUCAGGGCAAUAACUCAAGCAGGGCUGGAACCUAUAGGCAGGAGCUGAUACAGUGGCCAUGGAGGAGUGCUGCUUACUGACUUGCUCUAUGGCUUGCUCAUUCAGCUUUCUUGCUUACCCAGAACCACCAGCCCAAGGAGUAGCACCACUCACAGUGAUCUGGGCCCUCUCCCAUCAAUCACUAAUUAAUCCGCUGUAGGCUUGUUUACAGCAGGAUCUGAUGGAGCAUCUUCUCAAUUGAGGUUCUCUCAUCUCAGAUAACUCUAGCUAGGGUCAGAUUGACAUAACAUAACACUAGCUGUCUCUUGUCCUGUAUAUAUGAAAAAUGCAAGGAUGAUUGCAGAAAUCAGCCCAGACAUCAUGUUUGGCAUGUUCUCCUUUCUCAUGCUUGGUUAUGUGCAUUGCAGGCACAGGGACAGAAGGAAAGACAACCCUCCUGCCUUGCUCUGGUGGACACUUGUACUUGAGUUAGGCAUACUGCAUUAAGAGAAAAAUAAACUUUUACUUGGGCAUCAUGCUGUUAUUGGGUGGCAGACUGCUGAGCUGGGUGACACUUAGGAAACCAGAAAGAAAAUUUCUACUGGCCCCAGUAGAUAGAUCUUGCUUUCUUGGGGCAAAGUUGUUUUUACUAUCUUGUAAUAUUUAGAUGAUAAUAUACUUGCCAUUGUGAACAUAAUUCCACAGCCUUCUAUAUACAAAGCAUAUUUUGAAUUAUUAAAUACCUCAGGUUCUACAUGGACCUCUAUAGGGAAAACCAUUACGUGAUGUGUAGGUCCUUUGAGAUUGAGAAUUGACACAAAUGACAUGCAGCUCUUGUGGCCAGACCCUGUCUUGACUCAGUCUUACCUUUUCUUCUCAGCAUCCUCUUUAGUGUCCCAAAUAAUAGGGCUUAUCUCUGAUAUAGUAUAUGUCAGGACAUGAGCAUAGGCUAUGCCUUAUGGACAUCAGAUACAUGUUUAUAG
Messenger RNA from Grammomys surdaster, 3692 nucleotides. RefSeq names its product protein prenyltransferase alpha subunit repeat containing 1 (gene Ptar1). Gene Ontology annotation, cellular component: cytoplasm. Lineage: Eukaryota; Metazoa; Chordata; Mammalia; Rodentia; Muridae. Bases 12 to 1286 code for a protein of 424 amino acids. The transcript has 7 exons. Gene Ontology annotation, molecular function: protein prenyltransferase activity. Gene Ontology annotation, biological process: protein prenylation. The record is from RefSeq and is a predicted model, not a curated record.